GACAAAGAUGGAUUUCUCCGACUUUGGUUACAUUGUGAGCUCCUGUCCCCUUAACAAGACAGAGUACACAACCUCCGCUACCAGACUGGGGUGUGGUGUGGACGAGAAUGGGCGGAGUCAGUACGUCUGUGUUCCUAAUAACGAGAGGUCAAGUCUGGUGGAAUUCUGUUAUCAGUCAACAGUUGGCUUUUAUGAAAAAGGAAAUUGUAUAGAGGUCCAUGAAAGCGGGAAUUUGGAUCAAACUAGCAGUAUGAAUUUUACGUAUGGAUGUCCUUCACAGCACUUCUUUCUCUCCGACAUCUAUAAAU
Messenger RNA from Saccostrea cuccullata (small rock oyster), 308 nucleotides. RefSeq lists its product as uncharacterized. The transcript has 2 exons. The record is from RefSeq and is a predicted model, not a curated record. The annotation marks the transcript as partial. Lineage: Eukaryota; Metazoa; Mollusca; Bivalvia; Ostreida; Ostreidae.